Messenger RNA from Trichogramma pretiosum, 1031 nucleotides. RefSeq names its product transcription factor SFL2 (gene Cpr97Ea). The transcript has 5 exons. The coding region runs from base 1 to 936 and encodes 311 amino acids. Lineage: Eukaryota; Metazoa; Arthropoda; Insecta; Hymenoptera; Trichogrammatidae. The record is from RefSeq and is a predicted model, not a curated record. Gene Ontology annotation, cellular component: chitin-based extracellular matrix. Gene Ontology annotation, molecular function: structural constituent of chitin-based larval cuticle.
AUGUACUCCGCCAAUUUGGCGCUAGUGAUGCUGGUCGCGGCUUCGGGACAGGCCCAGCGCUACCAGAGCGAGGACGCCAAUUACCUGAGCCAGAGCGACCUGUACAGCGAUUACGAGGCCGAGCGACCGGUCCACCCGACGCCCCGAAGCUACAGCGCCGCCGCGGCACCGGCCCAGCGCCAGCAGCCGGCCGGACCCAAGCCCACGCCCGUUGCCAUCCUCAAGCAGAUCAAUAGGCACAACGAGGACGGCUCCUACACCUACGGCUUCGAGGGUGCUGACGGCUCCUUUAAGAUCGAGACCAAGCAGGCCAACGGCGAAGUCAAAGGCAAGUACGGCUUCGUCGACGACAGCGGCAAGGUCCGAGUGGUCGAGUACGGCGCCGAUCAGUACGGCUUCCAGCCCGUCGGUGACGGCAUCACCGUGGCACCGCCGACCCUCGUGGACGAGACCACGAGCAAGGAGGCCCUCGAAGCCCAAAAGUACGACGACUACCAGACCUAUCAGCAGCCCAUCUCUAGACCUGCUCCAAGGCCGCAGCCGGUGAUCAAUCGUCAGCAAGCCGCCACCUACCAGUACCAGCCGCAGUACCCGACCCAGCAGCAGCACACGCAGGCCAUCUACGCGGCGCAGCAGACGCGUCUCGCGCCCAAACCCGCCCAGCCGAUUUACUCGCCGGCCGAGCAGCCCAGGCUGAAUCUGCAGUCGCAGCUGAUCCAGUCGCAGCUCUACACGAGCGACGAGCAGCCCCAGUACAAGAACGGCCCGGUGCAGUUCGGACCCGCCCCGGUGCAGGAGCACCAUCUCCAGGCCCGAGCUCAGCCCCAGGCUCGUAGCGGCGCCAACGGUGGUCUGCUCGAUCAGCUCGCCAGGGACUACGCUCUUCCAGCGGGUGGCGCUGCGCCUCUCCACGACAUCAGCUUCGGCUAUUACUAAGUCUCGAUUCCUUCGGGGGGACGAAGGAUAAACUCUAAGCAGAGAGUCAGGCCGAGAUGCUGAUAAGGACAGAGACUCUUGCCCGAGUCUUUCCA